This is a messenger RNA of Corticium candelabrum, 1446 nucleotides long. Its product is annotated as aprataxin and PNK-like factor. Gene Ontology annotation, molecular function: DNA-(apurinic or apyrimidinic site) endonuclease activity; 3'-5' exonuclease activity; protein binding. Gene Ontology annotation, cellular component: nucleus; site of double-strand break. Lineage: Eukaryota; Metazoa; Porifera; Homoscleromorpha; Homosclerophorida; Plakinidae. The record is from RefSeq and is a predicted model, not a curated record. The transcript is spliced from 5 exons. Gene Ontology annotation, biological process: double-strand break repair. The coding region runs from base 180 to 1250 and encodes 356 amino acids.
AAUUAACGUGCAACGCGCGUUAGCAAAAUGUACCAGCUAGCUUUACGCAUGCGUGUUACGCUUCGCAAGUCCACGAGACGAAAUCCCUCUCUAGUUCAACUUUGGCUUACAACAGUCAAUUAGUUGUGAUACUUCUACUGAUCAUUAGUCUUUCAGCUGCUUCAUAGGCUGGUAUAGCAAUGUCUUGGAGAUUCUGCGCGCUAGACGGAGAUCUAAACGUCGAGAUCCCAGAAGGCCAAACGACCGUUGGACGCGGCUCUCUGUUACAAAUAGCUGACAAGCACGUGUCGAGAUCUCACGCAAUUGUGCAACUCAAGGACGGAAAAUGCAGUAUCUUACCUACGCACACAAACCCGAGCUUUCACAAGCUACGAGACUCGGAGACCUUCGCCCCUUUACAGCAAGACGUCUGGCAGGAGCUCAACGACGGCGACGCGAUUGGCCUUGCACCGUCUCACCACCGAUUCCGAUUAGAGAAAUGCGACGCGAGCGGAGAGAAGCAGCCGACGGUGGCAGCAGACGCGGACACAAGCGAGACGAAUGAGCAGCAGAAAGAAAGUGAGAAACAGACGGAUGAAACGAACGCUAAUGCGGAGACGAGAGAAGAAGCAGCAGCAGCAGCAGCAGAUGAGGAUUGUAAUCCUGCCAAGAAAGCGAGAGUUGAGGUAGAAAAGAUUGCGUCAGAAGAAGGGCUAGUACCCGUCCUCUCGUCAACGGCAGGGCUGGCAGCCAGUGGUCAGGAGCAGAACGAAAACGACGGAGACGAUGAAGAGGAAGAAGCAGAAGCAAAGCCUCGAGCACCGUGUCAGUAUGGCGCUAGCUGCUACAGGAAAAAUCCUAUUCAUUUCAAGGAGUUCAGUCAUCCCGGUGACCCUGACUAUAUUACUCCAAUAGUGCCUGCACAACCACUCAAGCCACAAGCACAACAGAGACCGAGGCAGCAACCGAAGACGGAGUCUGGUCGACCGAUGAGAAAGGCUGCAGCUAGACGAGUGAAAGCAAACGUAUUGGCAGGAGACAGCGACGAAGACGAGGAGUCGUUCGACGAGAAUGACACGUUUAAUGACGAUUCGGAGUUUAUUGAGAGCAGCGAGAGUGAAGAAGAGGAGGAGGUCCGAGGACGCGACUCGGACGACGAAUGGAUGCCUGAUGACGAGGAGGAGGAUGACGACGUGAAGGAUCUUGUCAUAGAAUCCGAUGAAUACGUUCCCGGUGGUCGUCGAUCCCGUCAAAGGGCGAGGCGAUAUUAAACUAUAGAUAUAAUAUUAACAAAGCUCAUGUAUGUUUUGUCUGUUGCUUGGACUGUCGACAGUCGACUGACUUUGAUACAGGACAGAUUACACUAGAGUGACACUGCUAUGCUGGACGCAUUGCUGUAACUACCUCAUAGAUAUCCACUGUCAGCUCGCAGUACAAUGUUUCUGGUAUAGCAAACCGAGAGUCAAG